ACAUUUGUGUGUCCAAAGCCGACAGACGAAAUGCCUGACCCACCGAAAGUGAAAGUGGCCAAGAAGGGCGCCAAGAAAGCCGUGUCCAAACCUGCAGGCAAGGCGGGUAAGAGGCGCAGGAGGUCGAGGAAGGAGAGUUACGGCAUCUACAUCUACAAAGUGAUGAAGCAGGUUCACCCCGACACCGGCAUCUCCUCCAAGGCCAUGAGCAUCAUGAACUCGUUCGUCAACGAUAUUUUCGAGCGCAUCGCGGGUGAGGCUUCCCGCUUGACUCAUUACAACAAGCGGUCGACCAUCAGCUCCCGGGAGAUCCAGACCGCCGUGCGCCUACUGCUGCCCGGGGAGCUGGCCAAGCACGCCGUGUCGGAAGGGACAAAGGCGGUGACCAAGUAUACCAGUUCGAAGUAAACAUUCUCAAUCCUGAUAAACCGAAAACCCAAAGGCUCUUUUAAGAGCCACCCA
Molecule: messenger RNA, 462 nt
Organism: Amblyraja radiata (thorny skate)
Lineage: Eukaryota; Metazoa; Chordata; Chondrichthyes; Rajiformes; Rajidae
Product: histone H2B-like
Exons: 1
Coding region: 31-408 (125 amino acids)
Cellular component (GO): nucleosome
Molecular function (GO): structural constituent of chromatin; protein heterodimerization activity; DNA binding
Source: RefSeq, a predicted model, not a curated record